UUCCAACCUCGCCGCUUUCUGACAAUUCCACCCCACCCAACUCUCAAUAAAUUCAUCCCACAGGAAAGAUAUGCGGCUACUUGUAUAGCCUUGGAAUCGCCGACCUUGCCACCACAUUCGUUAGGAAUUAUUACAUUGUCCGGGGCCGUCCGUAGCCUGUUGUCUCGUUAUCAUAUCCCCCGCAAGCUGGCUCCACAGCGAAAAGCGCAACCAGCUGCUCUCUUCGACUGAGCAGUGAGGGAUACUCGCACCGCCAGGAUGGCCUAUGUUGUGCCAAUCCAUCGGGCAAGCAGCAUACGACAUGCGCUAACGCUGCAGUUCAUGAAAUCGGAGGAGGAUGUACUGGUUGUUGCGAAAGCGAACCGGCUCGAGUUCUAUAACCUCACUCCAGAUGGGUUGAGCCUCGCCAGUUCGUGCUCCCUAUUUGCCAGGGUCACGAUGCUGGCUCGACUUCCAGCGCCCGCCAACUCGUCUACCGAUCACCUCGUGGUGGGCACAGACCACUAUACAUACUGCACACUGUCGUGGGAUAGCACGCUGAAUCAAGUGCGCACGGAGCGAAAGUAUGUGGAUGUCGCUGACCCGUCGUCGCGUGAGGCUCAGACGGGCAAUCGUUGCUUGGUCGAUCCAAGCGGCCGGUUCAUGACCCUCGAGGUCUAUGAGGGCGUCAUUGCGGUGAUCCCUAUCGUGCAAUUACCCAGCAAGAGGAGGGGUAGGCAGGUUACCCUGCCUUCGGGGCCCGAUGCACCUCGCAUCGGCGAGCUCGGCGAGCCAACAACAGCUAGAAUCGACGAGCUUUUCGUGCGCUCCUCGGCCUUUUUGCACGUCCAGUCAGGACUGCCGCGGAUUGCGCUCCUUUACGAGGAUAACCAAAAGAAAGUGAGGCUCAAGGUCCGGGAGUUGCACUAUAACGCGGCCACCACAACCAUGAGCGCGGAUGCGUCGUUUGAGGAACUGCUAGACGGCUUCUCAGAUGAACUCGACCUCGGAGCCUCUCAUCUCGUACCGGUUCCCGCUCCCCUAGGUGGUCUUCUGGUUCUGGGAGAGACGUCUAUCAAGUACGUUGACACGGACAGCAACGAGGUCGUGUCUCGCCCAUUAGACGAGGCUACUGUGUUCGUGGCUUGGGAACGUGUGGAUAGUCAGCGCUGGCUGCUGGCUGAUGAUUAUGGCAGACUGUUCCUCCUUAUGUUGGUCUUGGAUGCUACUAACCAGGUUCAGUCCUGGAAGCUGGAUCACUUGGGCAACACAUCCCGGGCCUCUGUCUUAGUGUACCUUGGAGCGGGUACCAUCUUCGUUGGCUCUCACCAAGGUGAUUCCCAAGUACUUCGGAUCGGAAAUGGUUCAAUCGAGGUAAUCCAGACCCUGUCCAAUAUUGCACCGAUUCUUGACUUCACGAUCAUGGACCUCGGCAAUCGCACCAGCGAGAGCCAGACGCACGAGUUCUCUUCAGGGCAAGCCCGCAUUGUCACAGGCUCAGGUGCCUUUGAUGAUGGGACAUUGAGAAGCGUGCGUAGCGGCGUUGGCAUGGAGGAACUGGGUGUCUUGGGUGAGAUGGAGCACAUUACCGAUCUGUGGGGGUUGCAGGUAGCCGCUCAAGGCGACUUUCUCGACACGCUGCUUGUAACUUUUGUGGAUGAAACACGAGUGUUCCAAUUUAGUCCGGACGGCGAGGUGGAGGAGCUCGAAAGCUUCCUUGGGCUCAGCCUUUCUGAGAAUACGCUACUCGCCGCCAAUCUCCCUGGAGGACGGAUAUUACAGGCCACCGAACAAAGAAUCUUGGUUGCCGACAUUGAGAGUGGCAUGGUUACAUACGAGUGGACAUCCCCGGACACAUCGGUCAUCACUGCUGCCUCAACCAACGAUGAAUGUGUGGUUCUUGUCAUUGGCGGUGAACUUGUGACCGUUCUAUCCCUCAAGAAUGAGCCCCAAGUGAUGGCCCAGAAGGACUUCGGUGUUGAUAGCCAGAUUUCUGGCGUGACGCUGCCCUCUAACCCUGCUGAUGUCUGUAUCGUUGCCUUCCCCCAAUUAGCCAAGGUCUCCGUAUUGAAGGUUCAAGACCUGACUGAGCUGCACACAUUAUCACUCGGUCCGGCAGGCGAGGCUUUCCCUCGCUCUGUUCUUGUGGCCGAUGUCCUUGCGAACAGUCCGUCGACUCUGUUCAUUUCCAUGGCAGAUGGUAGUGUUAUCACCUACUCAUUUGACAUCAAGAAUUACUCUUUGUCGGGGAUGAACAAACUUAUCCUUGGGUCUGAGCAGCCGACCUUCAAAAAGCUUCCAAGAGGGGAUGGGCUUUAUAACGUGUUCGCGACCUGUGAAAAUCCUAGUCUCAUAUAUGGCUCUGAAGGUCGCAUUAUCUAUUCCGCUGUCAACUCCGAGGGCGCAUCUCGCAUAUGUCACUUCAACUCUGAGGCAUAUCCCGAAGCUAUCGCUGUUGCUACGCGUCAAGAUCUUAAGAUCGCGCUGGUGGAUACGGAGCGGACAACGCAAAUCCAAACUCUUCCAGUGGGUGCAACUGCCCGCAGAGUUGCUUAUUCACCAUCGGAGAAGGCUUUUGGCAUUGGCACUAUUGAACGCAAGCUGAAGGAUGGCGAAGAGCAGGUACAAAGUCGGUUUGUACUCGCGGAUGAAAUUCUGUUCCGUCAUCUGGAUUCCUUCGACUUCCAGCCCGAAGAGUUGGUGGAAAGUGUUGUCCGUGCCGAAUUUUCAGCAGGUAAAGAUGAGAACGGCCGAGAGGUGACCAAAGACCGCUUCAUUGUAGGAACGGCGUACUUGGACGAUGAGGGAGAAGAGUCCAUUCGAGGCCGGAUUUUGGUUUUUGAGGUUGACAAUGGUCGUAAAUUGGCCAAAGUCGCUGAGCUACCUGUCAAGGGUGCCUGUCGUGCCUUGGCUAUGUUGGGCGAAAAGAUUGUAGCGGCGCUUGUCAAGACUGUUGUGGUCUAUAAAGUGGUCAACAACAACUUCGGAGCCAUGAAGCUAGAGAAACUAGCCAGUUACCGGACUUCGACUGCGCCUGUGGAUGUCACGGUCUCGGGAAAUGUCAUUGCUGUCGCAGAUCUCAUGAAGAGCGUGUGCUUGGUCGAGUGGAAGGAGGGCGAAGAUGGUGCUCCUGACACAUUGACCGAGGUGGCCCGCCACUUCCAGACAGUUUGGGCUACCGGUGUCGCCUGUAUUGCUGAGGAUACCUUUCUAGAGAGUGAUGCUGAGGGUAAUUUGAUAGUGCUCCGUCGCAAUCGGACGGGGGUGGAGGAGGAUGAUAAGCGCCGACUGGAGGUUACCGGCGAAAUCUCGCUUGGAGAGAUGGUCAAUCGAAUCCGGCCCGUCAACAUACAACAAUUGGCAGGCUUGACAGUCACACCGCGGGCGUUCCUGGGCACGGUCGAGGGCUCCAUCUAUCUAUUUGCUGUGAUCAACUCGGAACAUCAAGACUUUCUGAUGCGCCUGCAGGCUACCAUGGCAGGGAAGGUCGAGUCUCUAGGGAACAUCCCUUUCAAUGAGUUCCGCGGGUUCCGCAGCAUGGUGCGCGAGGCCAAAGAACCGUAUCGAUUUGUGGACGGUGAAUUGCUUGAACGGUUUCUGACGUGCCCACCCAGUCUACAGGAAGAAAUUGUCAAGUCCGUUGGGAUGAUGGAUGUUGAUGAAGUCAAGGCCAAGAUCGAGGCCUUACGGCGGCUACAUUAGGAUAUCUGGAGAUUUGAAAUGACACCGCUAUGCGAAUUUGCAACAAAACUUUUUCCUGCCUCUUCUGUAUGCUGUCAAGCGGUCCUCACUUCUGACUGAAGUCAAGGGAGAGGUGUUAACCAUCUGGGUUUGGUACUAUACCAGUCUAUGGGAUGCCAACCGUGUGCCAUGUAAUGUCCACGCGACAAGCCAAAGAAAACAUAAUCAAC
This is a messenger RNA of Aspergillus saccharolyticus JOP 1030-1, 3890 nucleotides long. Its product is annotated as DDB1/RSE1 family protein. Lineage: Eukaryota; Fungi; Ascomycota; Eurotiomycetes; Eurotiales; Aspergillaceae. The record is from RefSeq and is a predicted model, not a curated record. Gene Ontology annotation, biological process: DNA repair; proteasome-mediated ubiquitin-dependent protein catabolic process. The coding region runs from base 259 to 3681 and encodes 1140 amino acids. Gene Ontology annotation, cellular component: nucleus; site of double-strand break. The transcript has 5 exons. Gene Ontology annotation, molecular function: protein binding; nucleic acid binding.